This is a messenger RNA of Sesamum indicum (sesame), 1286 nucleotides long. Its product is annotated as acid phosphatase 1. Gene Ontology annotation, molecular function: acid phosphatase activity. NCBI's taxonomy places the organism in Eukaryota, Viridiplantae, Streptophyta, Magnoliopsida, Lamiales, Pedaliaceae. The record is from RefSeq and is a predicted model, not a curated record.
AUAAAUCAUAGGAUAAUUACAGUCUAGAAUCAAAUCAUUAGCAUAAAUUCCAAUAAUUCCCACCUAAACCAUUUUCAAGAUAGGACGUGACAACCACACCCCACAUCACCAUUCCCCCAUGUGACAAUCAAUCAAUUAAAUCCCCACUCAGUCCCCUCCAAAUUCCUCAACAGUAGUGCCGGAAAUGGCAAGAAACUGGCUGUUGUUCCUCUGUGGUUUUGCAGUGACGAUCAUGAUGAUCUGCCCAGCAUCCUCAUCAGCCGACUGGAACAUUCUGAACCAGUUAAGGAAGAGAUCAGAAGGCGCAGUUUCUGCAGGUAGGAGCUUGAAGAACUACUGCGAGAGCUGGAGGUUUAAUGUGGAGCUCAACAACGUACGGGGGUUUGAGGUUGUCCCCCAAGAGUGCACUGACUACAUUGCCAAGUACAUGACUUCUACCCAGUACAAAUCUGAUUGUCAGAGGGCUGUCGAGGAGUGUCAGCUCUAUCUCACCACCUGCUGCUGCGCCCUCAAAGGGGAUGGGAAAGAUGCAUGGAUCUUUGAUGUGGAUGACACCUUGAUUUCCACCCUUCCUUACUUCAAGAAACAUGGCUUCGGAGGAAACAAGCUGAACCUUACAUCCCUAGAAGGAUGGAUGGAGAAGAGCAAAGCACCAGCUCUUGAACAUACGCUCCGGCUGUUCCAUGAGAUCAAGAAAAAGGGCUUUAAGGUCUUUUUUAUCUCGACACGGAGGGAGUCUCUGAGAGAUGCCACCGUUGACAACCUAAUCAAGGAGGGGUACCACGGCUGGUCCGGUCUUGUACUAAGGGAUCUUGAAGACGAAAACAAACACGUGAAGAACUACAAGGCCGAAGCAAGGAAGAGGUUGGUUAACGAGGGGUACCGUAUAUGGGGCAUCGUCGGUGACCAAUGGAGCAGCUUCGACGGGACCCCGGGCGCCAAGAGAACAUUCAAGCUCCCAAAUUCCUUGUACUACAUAUCCUGAAGCUGCUCAGGCCUCCUGCAAGAUGAGCAUACGUAACCUAAUAUCCUUCACAUAAAGUGUUGCUUGUGAGUUUCCCUGGCAAAACUGUAUCCACCUUUUUGUGAUAUGUUCUGCGCCAGGGAUUGUGAUCUCACAGGCACAGGGCAUGCCCUGAAAUUGUGCAAUGACUCCAUUCUGCAACUUGUGUUGAGAUAUUUUGACUCGAUGUAUUUAAAAGAUCUUAUAAGCUCAUAUGUAUUAUAAGAUGUCGAAUCUUAUUUUAAAAUAUUUGAAUGAAAUAAGAUGACGUUGUUUGUGAUGA